UGCUGGUAAAGUAGUAGUAAACGGAAGUCGCCUCUCAGCCUGGCUCAAAGAAGUCGGCCAUUGCGUCUUGCGGGAUUUCGUUGCCAACCUCUACAUCUACGUCCUGGAGUUCUUUGACGGGUCUUACUCUGGUCUCAGCAUGAUCCGUAGUCUCGAGAGUGAGGAUGUGGUGCUUGAUCCGGAGAACAGUUGCCAGAUCGUCUGUGGAUUUCUAGCGGAUUGCCACAUCAUGCGCCGAUACACGCUCCGGCUGUCGCGUGGUCAGAUUGGCUUCUCUGUUGAUACGGAAUGGAUCUCCUUCACAACCUUGCUGGCUGAACGUGUAGCUGUUCUUCCUCUGAAUUCCGUGGUGUUGUUGAUCCGAUACUACUCUGGUUGCCGAGUGAACGAACAUCCAGAACCAUCGAAAAACCGUACAGCACUGAAGGACAUUCUGCUGGCUGAGUCCGACAGUGACAGGAAACGCAUAGCAAAGGCACUGGAUGCUACCAUCGAUCAAGAGCUCGGAGUGAUUGAGGACUUGCGUAACCAUGAUAAUCCAAAUGGUGCUGCUGGUCCUCGUGGUCCACGAGUUUCUGAGACAGGACCUCGGGCAGACUUCGGUCGUG
Molecule: messenger RNA, 608 nt
Organism: Amoebophrya sp. A25
Lineage: Eukaryota; Dinophyceae; Syndiniales; Amoebophryaceae
Source: the annotation of a GenBank genome assembly